Phascolarctos cinereus (koala) is the source of this 7790-nucleotide messenger RNA. RefSeq names its product proline and arginine rich end leucine rich repeat protein (gene PRELP). Gene Ontology annotation, cellular component: extracellular exosome. Gene Ontology annotation, molecular function: protein binding; heparin binding. NCBI's taxonomy places the organism in Eukaryota, Metazoa, Chordata, Mammalia, Diprotodontia, Phascolarctidae. The record is from RefSeq and is a predicted model, not a curated record.
GAAACAGGGCAAACACACGCAGAGACCAGAAGUUGGAGCAGUCAGGCUCACCGCUCCGAGCUCCGCUGAAGGGUGGGGGAGGAAGAGGAGGAGAGAGACACUUUCCUGGGAUUUAUACACAGAGCUAAAAGGAAGGGCGGGUGUGCACAGGUGAACACCCUGGACCAUGAAGCCCUCUCUCUACUGGGCCCUCCUUCUCUUCUUCAUCUUGUUCUUGGGAGCCCAUAGCCAAAACAGGCCCCCCAAAAGGCGACCUAGACCUGGGCCUAAACCCAAGCCUACACCCAGAGUCCCUCCUCCAUACAGACCUGUCCUUGAAGAGCCCUCUGAACCCACAGACCUGCCUCCUCCCCUCCCCCCAGGACCCCCAUCAAUCUUUCCUGACUGCCCUAGAGAAUGCUACUGCCCCCCAGACUUCCCGUCAGCCCUGUACUGUGACAGCCGCAAUUUGCGAAAGGUACCAGUCAUCCCGUCCCGAAUUCACUAUCUCUACCUUCAGAACAAUUUCAUCACAGACCUUCCCAUAGAGUCCUUCAGGAAUGCCACUGGCCUAAGAUGGGUCAACCUUGACAACAACCGUAUCCGCAAGAUAGACCAGAAGGUGUUGGAGAAGCUGGAGAGUUUGGUCUUUCUCUACAUGGAAAAGAACCAGCUCCAGGAGGUCCCCAUGGCCCUUCCCCGCAACCUGGAGCAGCUGAGGCUGAGCCAGAACCAGAUCAACAAAAUCCCUCCUGGUGCCUUUAGCAAGCUGGAGAACCUGGUGCUCUUGGAUCUGCACCACAACAAGCUCAGCGACGGGGUCUUCAAGCCCGACUUCCAGGGCCUCAAGAACCUCAUGCAGCUCAACCUGGCUCACAACAUCCUGAGGAAGAUGCCCCCCAAGGUCCCCACAGCCAUCCACCAGCUCUUCCUGGACAGCAACAACAUCGAGAACAUCCCCAACGGCUACUUCAAGGGCUUCCCCAACCUCGCUUUCAUCCGGCUCAACUACAACCAGCUGUCUGACAAGGGGCUCCCCAAGAACUCCUUCAACAUCUCCAACCUGUUGGUCCUCCACCUGUCUCACAACAAGCUCAGCAACGUGCCGGCCAUCAACAACCGGCUGGAACACCUGUACCUCAACAACAAUGAGAUUCAGAAAAUCAAUGGGACCCAAAUCUGCCCCAACAACCUGGUUGCAUUCCAUGAAUUCUCCUCAGACUUGGAAAACGUGCCGCACCUCCGCUACCUGCGGCUCGAUGGGAACCAGCUGAAGCCACCUAUCCCACUGGACCUGAUGAUGUGUUUCCGGCUCCUGCAGUCUGUGAUCAUCUAACUCCCACCUUGAUGCCAACCGGACUUCUCUGAAGAGACUUGAACACCUCUCAGUCAGGGGGUGGCCCAUGUGCCCACUUCCUGACAUGCUCCAUUGCCUUUUCUACCCUCUUUGGGCUUUUCCUUUCUCCACCCAUAUAGGGCUCCCUAAGGAAAGGAGGAGGACAGUUCCCCAUCCCUUAUUGCACUUCCCUUCCCUCAUGUGGGAGUAUGAAGUCUAAGAACUUACUGUCAACCCACCAGGUUAAAAGAACUGUCUCUCCUACAUAUAAACACCAACCCCAAACUUCUUGCCAUAUAUAGUCUCCUUAUUUAGGAGCCCCUUCACCCACCUGGAAGUGUCAAAUUAUUUGUGCUUUACCCAACAUCCUUUCUUUCCUCCACCUUCACUCUCAUCCACACCUCAUCAUCCCAAUAAUGGUCUGGCCCAUGAAAUGUCAUCUAGAUUAUUGACCUUGACCUAGGAGAGAUAGUGUCUCUUCCCAAACAGGCCUAGAAGACUUUGACCUAGGAGAGGAGAUAUGUCUUCCCAACCAGGUCUAGAAAACACCUUUUGUAACUGCCCAUUGUGCAGCUCUAGCCCAGGAGAGAGAAGAAAUCUUCAUCAUAUCAUCUCUUCUACUGCUUCCUUCUCCCAGAAUUAUGCAGGGUUUCUAUAGCCACAGCUGUUUCCUCUCCCAUUCCCCAUCGACAUCAAGCCCCGAAUGGAAAGACAUUUAUCCCAUUGUCAUAGCUUCUUGUUUAACAGAAAGCGUAUAAGGGAAUGGCCAAGAACUCUUAGAGAGAAGUAGAUCUGGUAUUCUAGCAAGAGCCAGGAUCAGGCAACCUCAUACCUUCCUGGUUAGCUUUUGAAAUGGAUAGGUAGUCUCGUGAUGAUGCCAGCUGAAGAUCUGUUUGCACUUUUUGAGAACUGCAGGCUAGAAGCUCCCCCCUCCUCCCCUAUGCAUAUCCUCUCACAUCUUCAAGGGUGUUGAGAAAGUGUAGGAACAGAGAAAGAGCAGUGAGUAGAGGGGAAGGUGGGAGGAGGGAAUUAUGAGGGAUCUACAUGGAAUGGGUUGGUAGGGUUGGGUGAGGCAGAACACAGGAAUAGAAAUGGGAUUUGUAGAAAAGCAGAGCCUUCAAAUCUCCUUUGACCACCCACAGUGAGAUGUCUAAUGCCUUCAAGGCACUCGAUUCUCACAUUAUUGGGCUUGGUCGUUCACCAAUGCCAGCUUCAUCAUCUGGUAUCUGUCUAUGUGGCUCUGAAUUAGCCAAAUUAGCAGCUGGAGACUGCCACCACCUACCCAAUAUUUCUACUACUCAGAGUGUAGCAGAGAAAGUAGGGAGAAGGGGAGGGACAACUGGCUAUCUCCCAGGAGCCUCUUCCAUCAUGUGGAAAUGCACCUCCAUGUCUAAGAGGAGACACAUUAGUGACACCUAGUGGUCAGUGGAGGUCAGUGUUGUGAGUUCCAUUCUUGACUUGGUACUUCUUGGUCUCUUGUUCUUUGUCAUGGUCAGUUAGUACAAAAGCUGAUGAUGUCUUUUUUUUUUUAAAUGGUCCUGGCCUGGGACUUGCUUCUGACUUCAAAGUGACAAAGGAGGAUACAUAUCACAGCCUCCUACCAUACCCACAUUUUGGAAGGCCAUAGGUGUCUGUGAGCAUUGGCUGGUCCUGCUUAUGAUUGUGACAAGUGGUCAGAGUUGAUCACAGAGAAAUGACGUCUAGCAUUAGAGUCAGGUUCUGGCAGAGGCUUCCAGGUCAGAGAUACCUGGUUAGCAUAGAUUCUGUUUUACUAGCAUUGAUCUUGUAACACAAGCUGGGGAUCUGAGAGCUCCAGUUUGGGAUCUACUUUUUUUUCUGAUCUAUUUAAGGAUCUAUUUUGAGAACCCAUUAUAAAAAUCCAGUUGGGACUUGGAGGAAACUAAAAAUCUCAUCUUUCCCCUUUUAUGACUGAUUUUUCAAUGGGAUAGGUCCUAAGCUUCCAUUCCCCUUCUCAAUAAUUUAUUCCCUCUUCCCUUGCCUAAUAACCAUGUUCCACUUUAUGGGCCUCUCCCUCCCACUUUCUUUCCUUUCUUCUUGCCUGGCCCCCAGGCUAAAGCCCUUGGCUGGUCUCCAAGGUAUACCUGGGGUACUGACAAGAGUGCCUCAGUCUUCCUUCCUUUGGAGAAGAUUCUUCUGUCUUGGUUGUUACUAUCUCUCCUAGGUUUUUGUUUAAUUAUUUGACCUUGCUCAACCUCUUUUAGUACAAAACUAUUUUCCCCUUGUCACCUUACUUCAAGUGGGUUUAGGUUAUUCUGUGUGUGGCUCCCUCCUUUUCUCCAACUUCCCCCCCCCACCAUCUCCUUUCAACGGUGUAUCAUGCACACUUGGAGAAAUCAUUUCUACUCUAGAAUAUUUUUAAUCUCCCAAGACCAAAUACCAUCAGCUCUCUCUUCUUCCCAUAUAUAUGGCAUAGCUCACUCAGAGUUAUUUUUCCCCCCAUUCUUUCUCCUCCAUUUGAUAAGGGGAAGAUUGCAUUUUUAAUCUCCUCAAAGACUUCCUUUCCACUAAAAGAUCUCAUAGGUAGUGGCUGUGGCAGAAUUACCAUUCCAAAUUCCUUGAGUAAGUCAUUUCAACUCUCUAGGCUUUGUUUUUAAUAAAAUCCAUGACUUGAAGAGGAUCUGAAAGGUCCUCCAAUCCAACCACUGAGUCAAGAUUCCAUAUGCUCUGAUGUAGGAGCACCUAAAGAAGGUGUUGUUAAGAAUACAUCUGUCAUUGAUCUUAUAAAAAACAUUAUCUCUCAACUUUAUCCUUCAAGCAUCUUGAAUAACAUCCUGGUGCACAAGACUCCUUGAGGAAAUAAAUCACAAACACAUAUAGCAAACUAUCCAGAAACAUCAGACCAGCCCUUCAUCUUCAAGUCAUACUAUUCUCCAACACAGAUCCCACCUGAUGCUCUUCCUCUCCCUCCUGCCAACUAAACCUACUGUGUAGCUAUUCAUUUUAUAGACAUAGUACUAAAGCUAUUCAUUUUAGGAAUACUAAUCCUGCAGGCAGCCUCAAAGUGGAAAAGAAGCUAGUUAGGGCUACUGUCAGGAGCUACUCAUUUCCUUGUCCUACACUUCAACUGCCUUUUCUUUUUUAUUGCAGUGGUACACCUUACUGAAAGAUGAAUUCCCUCUUUAGGAUCCCAUGUUCACCUGCCUUUUGCUUGAAUACAUCUGUCAACAGAGAACUGAGUACUCAUUCUCUUUUCAGAUCACUCUAAUUGCCUAAACAUUUCUCUUUAUAUUGAGCUGUUUUGCCUCCUUGUGAUAUCCAUGGGACCCUAGUUUUCCCCUCUAGGACCAAGAAGAACUCCAAUCCCUUUUUUACCCAAGAGUUCUUCAAAUAUUUGAAAAUAGUUGCCAUUCUCCACACACCAUCUUCUCUUCUUCAGUCUAAACAUCUAUAAUUCCUUCAACCUUUCCUCAUAUGAUUUCAUUUAGAGUCUUUCAACCAUCCUGGGUACUCUGCUCUGGACACAUUAUAAUUUGUCAGUGUACCUCCUCAAAUUUGUCACCCAGAACAGAACCCAGUAUUUCAAGUGAGACUUAAUGAAGAAAAGAGUAGAGUAAGAGCCAUCACCUCCCUUGUUCUGGAUAUGAUACUUCUCUUGAUGCAGUCCAAUGUCCCAUUUCAUUUUUUUGGCUACCAUGUUACAUCAUCGACUCUCACUGAGUUUGCCAUUCUCUAAAUCUCCAAAUCUUUACAUGAGCUGCUACAUGGUCAUGUCUAACUCAUUUUUUACCAAAAUGUAAGACUUACUAUUUUACUCAAAUUUCAUGUUAGAUUUGAUCUAUUAUCACAGUGCCUUGAGGUCUCUUUGUCUCUGCCUUUUAAAAUGCAAUGCAUGUGCUUUCCUUCUCUGCUCACAUCCUCAGCAAAUUUGCCAUCUAUGCCUUUCUCCUUACAAAUCUGUUGAACUGAGCAGCACCAAGGACAGAUCCUUCUAGCAAGCCACUUAAAAGAUUUCAUCCCAUGUUGAUAUCAAUCCAUUAAUCAAUACUCUUUAUGUCUGGUCUUUCAAUCAGUUACAAAUUCACCUAAAUGUUCUUCAGUGAGCCCAUGUAUUUCUCAGUCUUGUCUACAAGGAUAUCAUUAGAACGUUUGUCAAGUGCCUCGCUGAAAUCCAGAUUUGCUGUCAUGACAAUCUUCUCCUGAUCUUCCAGUCUGGUUAGUAACCCUGUCAGAGAGAGAGAGAGAGAGAGAGAGAGAGAGAGAGAGAGAGAGAGAGAGAGAGAGAGAGAGAGAGAGAGAGAGAGAGAGAAUGACGUGAUUUGUCCUUAGUAAAUCCAAACUUGGCUCAGCUGACAGACCAAUCCAUUCAAUAAGAUGAGCUAUAAUUUUGCCAGGCCUUGGACACCACACUUAUUGGUCUAUGGUUUUCAACAUCCACCUUUUUCCUCCACCUUUUUGAAAAUUGGGGCAUUUGAUCAUCUCCAGUCAUAGCACCUCUCCUAGUCUCCAUGAUUCUUCAAAGACCAUUAAUGAUAAUGAUAUACACAAGAAAUGUGGAUACUCUGGGAUAUAAUUGUGCAAACUAAGUGUAUUUUUCUUAUCUGAAAAUUGUAAGGUGGGACUAAAUAAUUUCUAGUGCAAUAUCUACCCAUUCUAGAAUCUACUUUGCCUCUGGGUUUUAAAUAUUCCUUUGGCUUGAUCUGUGAUAUAGAAUAUAGGAUUAUGGGGAUUGAAAAUUCUAGAACCAUAUGUAAUGUUAGAACUACAAGGCACUUUAAAGGUCAUUUCCUUGUCCACUUCCCUCAUUUUGUCAUUGAGGAAACUAAGAGAUGAAAUGCCCUGCCCGAGGUAGUUGGUGAUAAGACAAGGAACCAGUUCUCCAGAUGCCAGUCCAGUGUUCAUUAUUAUCAUAUACUUCCUAUCCUCCCCACUCCCUCUUGCCACUUUCAGGCAUUUUCUUGGUAGCCCUUGGUUUAGGUAACCCACAUAUUUUUCAGGAUAGGAGGGUAAACUUCUAUAGCAGUAGGUCUCCUGAGUUGUACCUCUGCCCUCCUUCCUGGUGUCAGCAUAGGACAGCCCCAAUUCCUUUAACUGGUAUUGUUCUUUUGGGCUUGAUACUAUAGGGAUUUAGCCAAAGUGGGAUCAAGGAAUGAUACUUAUUAAUUCAUCCUGCCUUUGUGCUUUCCUGUCAUAUUCUCAACCCUGCAGAUAGUAGGUACUUAAUAAAUGCUUGUGGCUUGAACUUUCAGUGAAUUGAGUGUAUCCCAGCACCUGGUUUUUACUGCUUCUCAUCAUAGUCAGGAGACAGUACAGACCUAAUGUCCAGCAAUAUGGUAAUGGGAGCUACAGGCUUUCAGCAUCAGGCUGCUGUUUGUACAACUUGUUGAAAGUAUUUCCCAGUGAUGUUCCUGCCCUGUUCUCUUUAACCUCAUUCCAUAGUCUGUCCUAGGUGACACUCACUCAUGUCUUCCUAGCCUGAACACGAGGGUGGGGAUAAGCAGAGGUGGAGAAGGGAUGGGUUGUGAAAGAGAGGCUGUGAGUCUGUACUGUGAAGUCCCAAAUGUGAUGGUGGAGAUAGACCACAGGGAAGGAGAACAUGCCAAUAUUGAGUUGUGCAUAUAAAACACACCUAUGACACACACACACAGAGAAAACAAGUGGAAGUUAAUAUUGUGAAUGGUUUAUACUUUAAUCAAUAUCUAUUUAUCAUAAAGAGCAGCCACUGUAUUUGUGACACUGAACGGAACCCUGAGGGAAUAGGAUAGUUAAAGAGAAUUCUCAAAACUUAAUCCCUGCCUUCAAGAGGUUUCCAAUGUAUCUCUCUUCUUUUCUUCUCUUCAUUUUGUCUCCAUCUCCUGUCUUCUUUGUCGAAUCCAGAUGCCAUUUUACAGAAGAUCUCUUCCCCUGGCUAUUAAUUAAUUAGUAGAUUAAGUAAUUUGCUCUUCUGCUUCCAAUUAGUUCCUGUAAGACUCCUGCUUAAAGUCAGUAUUUUACUGGGGAUAUAAGCAGCCAUGCUUAUAUGGCUAGGUCAAGGCCCUUCCCUUACACAUGACUUUCAAUCUCUGUUCCUCUCACUUGGUGGUCAGGUAAGCACUACUCCCAUGGUACCUAGGGGGAGGGAAGGAGGGAUCUCUACAAGUCCCAUGCAAAUCAGAGCUGAUUGAUUUGAGCAUAAACAUAAUCCUCAUGGGACUGUACUCUUUCUCCUCCUCUUUUCCUCCUCCUCCUCCUCUUCCUCCUCAAUGGGUGCCCUUGUUCCCGAUGGCAGUAGCAAGUUGGACAGUCUCAGAGGUACACUGGCUUUAGAGUCAAUCACACCUAUUGCUUUCUCUCGGAUGCCUUUCACCUCCACAUCUUCAUAGGCAGAAGCCUCUAUGCUGUAUGUAUACAAAUAUAACAUGUGCAUGUACUCAACCAUUGUACGUGUAUCCACUCCUGGUCAUGUUAACUUUGUGGAGCUUUUCCCUUCUCAUAUUUUCCAUAUGAGUGGAAAUAAAACUGUAUGAAAGGAAUCCUG